AUGUCGCAGCCUGCAACAGUCACCAGAUAUGCGAGUGAGUACCACAUCUACACGUCUUUUUUCUCUUGCAGAAUCAUCAAUUUUGACAAACGAUCUUACCAAUUAGGCCCCAAUGAACGACGUACCAUCAGUCGUGAGGACGUUGGGUUCUACCAUGCACUAGUGAUUGGAGCCAUUUAUGAAAUCCCAAGUGAUGCUAUAGAUGUUAACUCGGCUCGCUCAUUCAUCUCACCUUUGACAUGCUGCGUCCAAGAAUACCCGUACCUCGGCGUGGUUGUCAAAGACAAAGAUACCGAGCAAUCAUUUUAUGAGGCAUGUUCGAGUGUCAACCUCGAACAUCACAUUUCUAUCAUUCAAAAAGAUCCCAGUAGCGAUGGAGAAAAUGCCACUAUCCAGCAAUGCCUGCCAGAAAUCCUUGACAGACCCUGGCUAGCCGAUUUACCACCUUGGCGAAUCGUUGUGGUUCCUCUUACGCCGGAAGCUCCCGGGUUGAGUCGCUUUUUCGUUGCAUUUGCAUUCUCACAUGCUCUCGGUGAUGGCAUGGUCGGGGUAGCAUUCCAUCGCACCUUUCUGAACGCGCUUCGACGAUCGUCUGGUUCCAAGGACGAUUCGUUCCUAGUAACUCUGCCAAGCAAAACACUUGCAGAACCCUUCGACACACCCGAACGACUUCCCAUCUCAUGGAGCUUCCUCCUAGAGCCCCUGAUCGCGGUGUAUUUGCCGAAAUUCAUUGGAAAACUGCUCGGACUGCGCGCUGCCGCCAGUACUGUAGAUGCCGGCACAUGGAUCGGACCACCCAUGUUCUUUGACCCGACCGCCACGGAAACAAGCAGAGUAAAGAUUCUUGAAAUCGAAGCUCUGCUUGUUCAAAAUGCUGUCCGGGUUUCAAGAAGCCAUGACACCAAGCUCACCGGGACGAUACAUCAAAUGAUCAUUCGGGCUUUAAGCAAGGCCAUUCCCGACGCCAGUGUUACAAAUUUCGUGUCCGCCACCCCGGUUGAUAUGCGGGCAUCUAUCGGUACCCCCGGUCUGACAUGGGGUCUGUUCGUUUCGGGGUACUAUGGCGUACAUCCUCGUCCUUCCGGCGCGGAGGCUCCCAAGUUGUCCGAAGAGUCGUGGACGUCUGCUAGCACGAUGACAAAGGGAAUGUCUGCAUGUGCUGCUACCCUCCAGGAUCAAGCGAUCGGGCUGUUGAGAUAUGUCCCUGGAAUCCGGAAGUGGACUUUAAGUAAAUUGGGCCAGCAGCGGGAUUCCUCGUACGAGUUGAGCAACCUGCUUGCUUUUGAUAAUUCGGAUGAGGGCCAUCGGUGCAGGGUCUCUAAAAUGGUGUUCUCGCAACCCGGCAAUGUCACUAGUGCACCUCUGGUAUUUAACGUCAUCAGUGUGAAGGGAGGCAGCUUGACCUGCACUGUGAGUUGGCAAGCUGGAGCUCUGGGUGUACCGCUUCACGAGGAGCGGGCAUUCGUUGAUGGAAUAUGUCUGUCAAUUCGAGCGGAUUUCGAGACUUUGGAGUUAUUAACCAGCAGUUCUGCUCCUACAAGCUCAAGUGAAACCACAAAAGAGCAGAACUUCUGUCGCAAUGAAUACAACGUCAGCGGUCUGUGCAACCGCCAGUCCUGCCCCCUGGCCAACUCGCGAUAUGCGACUGUCCGAACCGACCCCGAAACCGGUGUCAUGUACCUGUACAUGAAGACCGUCGAACGAGCCCACAUGCCCAGCAAAUGGUGGGAGCGAGUCCGCCUGUCUUCCAACUAUGCCAAAGCACUCGAGCAAGUCGAUGAGCGACUCAUCUACUGGCCUAAAUUCCUGACCCACAAGUGCAAGCAGCGUCUCACCCGUCUGACGCAAGUGAACAUCCGCAUGAAGAACAUCGCCAAGGAAGACGAGCGUCUUGGUGAAAAGCUGGUGCCCAAGCUGGCGCCUAAGAUCCGUCGUCGUGAGGAGACUCGUGAGCGCAAGGCCGAGUCUGCUGCUAAGGUUGAGAGAGCCAUUGAGCGUGAGCUUAUUGAGCGUCUGCGCAGUGGUGCUUACGGUGACCGACCGCUCAAUGUUGAGGAGGGGAUCUGGAAGAAGGUUCUCCGGGGACUUGAGCGGGCUGGUGACGGUGAGCGUGAUGUCGAUAUGGAUGAUGGUGAAGAGAUCGAGGAGGAGGAAGAGGGUGUUGGCGAGGUGGAGUAUGUCAGUGAUCUUGAUGAGGAGGAGGAUCUCGAGGAUAUGGAGGAUUGGCUGGGUGUGGACUCGGCUGACUCUAGUGAUGACGAUGAGGAUGCUGAUGAGAGCGACGAGGACAGUGAGGAGGAGUCCAGUGAGGAUGAAAAGAAGCCCAAGCCUAGUGCUAAGCGGAAGGCAGCACCUGCUCCCAGCAAGCCUCGCAAGAAGGGACCUCGCAUCGAAAUCGAAUACGAGACCGAGGGUGCUGGCAAGGACCAAAUCAUGGCAUGA
Molecule: messenger RNA, 2442 nt
Organism: Penicillium salamii
Lineage: Eukaryota; Fungi; Ascomycota; Eurotiomycetes; Eurotiales; Aspergillaceae
Source: the annotation of a GenBank genome assembly